AUGGCCGGAAAUGAAAGCGAAUGGGUUGAAGUAAGGCGGCGUAAGAACAUCGUUGUCGGAGAGCUUGAGGACAUCACUUCCUUUUAUGUAACUAAUAUUCCAGGUGGAAUCAGGAAAUCCGAGAUUUGGAAACCAUGCGCGAAACUUGGAGACUUGGCAGACGUGUAUCUGGCGGGUAGGAGGGAUGCAGGUGGCUCUUAUUUUGCGUUUGUCAAGUAUCGAAGAGUAAACAAUAUUAUUGCGAUGGAAGCGGCGCUGAACGGUGUAACAAUGUGGGGGAAGAAGAUUAGGGCUAACGUCUCCAAGCACCCUCGGAAACCUCCGUCGUCGGCUGGUAAAGUUGCGGCCCCGUAUGGGCAAAAGAACCUUACCUCUCACUCUGUUUUCAGGCCGAGGGAUAACAAAUCAUUUGCUGAUGUGCUGAAAGGGUCGUUACAGAGUGAGGAGAAGUCGCCUAUGUCUUUGGUGGAAGAUAUCAAAUACCUUGGUGGUAUGUAUGUUAUCAUGAAGUUUAAAUCCAAUAAGGCGGCUGAGAUGUUUAGGGCGAAUAAAAGCAUUUGGAUGAAGUGGUUCAUGGGGUUAGAAGUUGCCGAUGUCUCGCAUGGGAAGGUUUGUGUUCUGUCCGCAUCAAGGCGAAAAAUUAACGAUGAAGUCAUGGUUAAUGUCGGAGGAGUUAAUUACUCAAUUGGUGUCACCGAGUUGGAUGAUGAGUGGUUUCCAUUCAAACCUUUUAACCAUAAUUAUCAAUCUGAGUCGGAAAUUGGGGAUGACGAUGAUUCAAGUGACGGAGAUUCUUCCGUUAACAUGGGGCUGGAGGAGGGUGAAAUUCUGACUGAAGCGGUGGCGGAAGAUGAACCAUCGAUGGGUGUUGAUUCGUCGUUUACUAGGGGAGAGGAGGAGUUGCAUGGGAAUUCGGCCUCGCAUGGGAACGAUAUUAAAGCAUCUCCUUCCCAUGUACAUGUUUACGUCAAUGGGGUUUAUUUAGAUGAUGGAAUACAUGUGGUCCCAAAUGUCUCUUCUCCCAUUCCUAUUGCUUCGGUUGGGCCUAUUUUGGGUCCUGGGUCCAGGAGGGAAACUAGUAGCCCAGAUUUUCAGUUGGGUGGUUCUACUUUCAAACGGCAUCGUACAAAGAAAAAAAAUCCCCAAAGAAUUCAGUAUUAA
Messenger RNA from Lactuca virosa, 1161 nucleotides. NCBI's taxonomy places the organism in Eukaryota, Viridiplantae, Streptophyta, Magnoliopsida, Asterales, Asteraceae. The record is from the annotation of a GenBank genome assembly.